CUGAGCUCCUCAAGUAGUGAAAUGUGGCCUUGAGGAACCGACCGCCCUAGCAUUUGCUCUUUCGGCGGAAGUGAUUGGGUGAUGGUUGGGCGGGGGCCGCGGGAGAUGAAUCAGGAGGUUUUGGCAGGCGGUAGGGGCUCGUGCAACCAACUCUGGUGGUGGCCCCAGAACCGCAGCUUCUUACCCCGGAGGGACGAGUUGUUGGGAUGCACCCGGGAAACGCCCUCCCGGGCUGGGCUCUUGGGGAAGGUGAAGGAGCUUGUCCUGGACAACUGUCGGUCAACUGAAGGCAAAAUCAAGGGCCUCACAGAUGAGUUUGAAGAACUGGAAUUCCUAAGUACAAUCAAUGUAGGCCUCACCUCUAUUGCGAACUUACCAAAGUUAAACAAACUCAAGAAGCUUGAACUAAGCGAUAACAGAAUCUCAGGGGGCCUGGAAGUAUUGGCAGAAAAGUGUCCGAACCUAACGCAUCUAAACUUAAGUGGCAACAAAAUAAAAGACCUCAGCACAAUAGAGCCACUGAAAAAGUUAGAGAACCUCAAGAGCUUAGACCUGUUCAACUGUGAGGUAACCAACCUGAACGACUACCGAGAAAACGUGUUCAAGCUCCUCCCCCAGGUCACGUAUCUCGAUGGCUAUGACCGGGACAACAAGGAGGCCUCUGACUCUGAUGCUGAGGGCUAUGUGGAAGGCCUGGAUGAUGAUGAGGACGAGGAUGAGGGGGAGUAUGAUGACUAUGCUCAGUUAGUGGAAGACGAAGAAGAUGAGGAUGAGGAAGAAGAAGGGGAGGAAGAGGACGUGAGUGGAGAGGAGGAGGAGGAUGAAGAAGGUUACAACGAUGGAGAAGUGGAUGAUGAAGAAGAUGAAGAGGAUGCUGGUGAAGAAGAGAGGGGUCAGAAGCGAAAACGAGAGCCUGAAGAUGAGGGUGAAGACGAUGACUAAGUGGAAUAACCAAUUCUGGAAAAUUCCUAUUGUGAUUUGACUGUUUUUACCCACAUCCCCUCCCCCUCCAAAUCCUGCCCCCCGAAACUUAUUUUUUUCUGAUUGUAGCGUUGCUGUGGGAACGAGAGGGGAAAAGUGUACUGGGGGUUGUGGGGGGAGGGAGGGCGGGAGGGGGAGGAAUAAAAUACUAUUUUUACUGCCACUCUUUAUUUUCCCCCUCCUUUUUCUUUGUGUCUGGUUUUGUCCCUGUAAAUGCAAUAUCUGAAUACACACCAAGCAAGCGUUUGUUCUUACUCUGAGGAUGGCUUGGAAGUCUCUUACAUUUUCUGGUAUGUCCCGUGACCCCAGAGUUGGUCAGGAGGCUAUGGGCGGCCUCCAUCUACUAACUCAGCCCAGGAGGCACUAAGCUCCAGCCCUGUCUGUAAUAAUUACUCUUGCUCUGGUUCAUGUGAUUUCUUCUAGCAGCACCCCGCACCCUGGUUUGUAAAUAGCAACCUAAAGGCGUAUUUUGGCACUGGUUUGGGGACGUUCCCCAUCUCUCAUCCCUUUUCCCCUCACAGAUGGUGGUGGGCUUUGCUCUCACAGAGAGAAUACUCUUGUUCCUCUUGAGUUUCUGAGCCCAAGAGCCAAAAAUGGCAGGCUUAGGGGAUACAAGUAAAAAUGGAUUUGGUGAUUAUAAUUAAAAGAGGAAAAGCAAACCUUUAAAUUUCCACUUUAAAAGAAAAAAAAAAAAAUAACCUGUCCUAUCUUGUCCUGUAAAAUAUUAGAACGCUUUGUUUUACAGAAAUGAAAGGAGGAUUCAUCCCUGUACUCUGGGCUUAGAACAUCAUUUUUACAAAUCUAAGCACUGGAAAUGUUGCUGCGUGUCGGCCGGGUUUCUGGUUUUGUUUUGUUUUAUUUUGUUCUUUUUUCCCCCAUACACCGGAGCACGGAAAAAACUAAUGCAAAAUUGUAUUUUCUUACCUAGUGGGAUUCUGAAGUGACUGCAAGUUCUUGAUGACUGUUCAGUUUGCUUCUAGUAUCCCCCUUCUGGAUUGCUUUAGAAGUGACGUGCUGUUCCCUGACCCAUGUUUCAUCUGUACAAAACGACACCCUCAAUCCCGUUUUUCUCCCACCCCUAAGAAGAGCCAAACUUUGAGUUUUAUGUCUGUUUGUCAUUGAUAAAUUUCAAUAAAUCUUUUUUAUACAA
Messenger RNA from Nannospalax galili (Upper Galilee mountains blind mole rat), 2131 nucleotides. It is a transcript of the gene Anp32a, whose product is annotated as acidic nuclear phosphoprotein 32 family member A. Gene Ontology annotation, cellular component: perinuclear region of cytoplasm; nucleus. The record is from RefSeq and is a predicted model, not a curated record. The coding region runs from base 82 to 942 and encodes 286 amino acids. The transcript has 7 exons. Gene Ontology annotation, biological process: regulation of apoptotic process; nucleocytoplasmic transport. NCBI's taxonomy places the organism in Eukaryota, Metazoa, Chordata, Mammalia, Rodentia, Spalacidae. Gene Ontology annotation, molecular function: histone binding.